This is a messenger RNA of Fusarium mangiferae, 1488 nucleotides long. RefSeq lists its product as uncharacterized. The transcript has a single exon. Lineage: Eukaryota; Fungi; Ascomycota; Sordariomycetes; Hypocreales; Nectriaceae. Bases 1 to 1488 code for a protein of 495 amino acids. The record is from RefSeq and is a predicted model, not a curated record.
AUGGCCACUUUCGUUGAAACAAUCAACAUCUUAAGAUUCGAGAUCAUCCCUCGGCUAUCCAUUCGCGAUCAACUCCAUCUUUGUCAAACAAGCAAAGAUCUCCACACCGCAACUGUUUCAGUUCUCUACCGCGACAUCGCCAUAACGCACGACGUCGAAGCGCCAGAUUCCCCGCCACCUGAGCCCAAAGAGUUGAGACGGCUGGAGAGAAUACGCGCGGCUCGCAGAAAGCGACUACCCUGGGGCGUUGGCUUUCUUUUUGCGAUAUUGAGUCGACCCGCGCUGAGGAGUCAUGUUAAGAGCUUGAGAUUUCGAAUUGAGAAUUACGUUCAUGACGAGCAUUUUCGUCACACUGGGAAAUUGAAGCCUUUAAUUUUUCACCCAGUGGAGAAUGAGGAGGCUCGGCAGAUAAUUCUUGAUGGGAUUGAUGAAUUGAGCUUUUCUGAGACGGAAAAGCUGAACGUGGCAUUUGCGGAUCGCGACUUUGAUCUUAUCUUAUCGCUCAUCAUCGCUGCAUGUACCGAAGUCCAGAGUCUUACAAUCGACCUUGGAUACUUUCUAUACAGCCAUAAAUGGCUCCUCGAGCUAUUCAAGAACUCGCUUUCACCUCAAAGCAAAUCAAGCAAUCUCCAGAAUGUCACGUACUUCGAAGUCGCCAAUCCGCGAGGCUGGUUAGGUUACCAGCAACUUCCAAGAGGAAUCCACCCAUCAUCAUUCUAUCUUCCAAACGCAAGAACUCUCUCACUCGAAAGUUUCGCCAGUCAUCGCAAAGGGGAGAACAGCAAACUGGCGGACACAAAUCCUUUCUGGCCUCUUUCGUCUGCACCUCAAGCUACCUUUCUCACUACACUUCAUCUGGAUCACUGCUCGUCAAACACCCAUAACAUCACGGCAAUGCUUGCCCAGACGCCCAAUCUCAAGACUUUGUACUAUGCUUGUUAUCUUCCCGCUUUUGAAUGCGACUUUGACGUUGAUGAGCUGAGGAGAGGACUGGAGCUUGUUCGCCAUUCCUUGACCAAAUUAACGCUCAACUUGACUAUUAUGGAAAGAGGGCUUAUUGAUUUCUCUGGUCGUGAGUGGCCGCUAACUCAUGGCCGCAUUGACGAUUUUCGAGGGUUUCUGUCACUGACGGAUCUUGAAACUCCUCUCACUUUUCUCCAUGGCCAUGCAGCCUCAGAGGAUUGGCAACCAUUAGCCGAUCUUCUACCACCCAAUCUCUUCUCUCUUACCAUCAAAGACGAAUUAAUGAAAGAGUAUUCUACCUUCAAAGAUCUCUACACUAAAAGAGCGAUCCGAGAUAUGAUGCGGACGUUCCUCAGCUACGGCUCCAGAUCAUCUACACCUAGUCUACGCCACGUCUACUUUUAUCGCUACCCCGCCAUCUGGGACUAUGAAGACCUCUCCAAAGGCCCUGAGAAGGAAUACUACAACGAUUGGAAGCCUGUGGAUGACGAUUACGGCAGUCGAUGGGCUUUUGCGGAGAGAUAG